UCAUAGAAACAUUGGAUAUAUUGAAAACACGUAGUAGCUAGCUCCUCGUACCCGUGUCCUUCGCCACCUUUCUUUCUCCACCUUCCAUCUCCAUUUUUCUUCCCUUGAUAACACCACUUUCUCUCUCUCUCUCUCUCUCUUUCUUUCUCUCUCUCUCUCUCUAUCUCUCUACGCAAACAUUUUUCUCCUUAGCACAUACCCGAAUCCAUUCUCACUGCCACCGCCGUUGGAUAUAUCGAGGCGAUGGCGCCGCGUCUCUGGUCCUGCUUCAUCAGCAAGGGCGGCCGCGGCGGCGGGGGAGGCGGGGGCGACGCGGCGGAGCGUCGCGUGACGGCGGACCCGGCGGCGGAGGAGUCGAGGGGCGGCGCGGGCGCCGUGCUGGUGGAGAUGUUCUCGUCGCAGGGGUGCGCGACGUCGCCGGCGGCGGAGCUGGUGGUGUCGCGGCUGGGGCGGGGGGACUUCGGGCUGGAAGUGGCGGUGGUGGUGGUGGUGUUCCACGUGGACUACUGGGACUACGUGGGCUGGAAGGACCCGUUUGGGUCGAGCCAGUGGACCGUGAGGCAGAAGGCCUACGUCGAGGCCCUUGGGCUUGACACCAUGUUCACGCCCCAGGUCGUUGUCCAGGGCAAGGCCCACUGCGUCGGAAAUGACGAGAAUGCCCUCCUUCAGGCCAUCACCAACGCUCCUAGAUUCCCUGCUCCCACCUUCCAGGCAACUUUCACCAAGCCUUCACUAGAUUCAUUGCAAGUGUCCCUAACAGGAGCAUUGAGGACCAAGGUGGACAGCAAUGGCGCAAAUGUGAUGGUAGCAUUGUACGAAAGUGGCUUGGUCACUGACUGUCCAAGAGGGGAGAACAAAGGGCGUGUUCUAUCCAACGACUAUGUCGUUAGAAAGCUCGAAAAGCUCUGCACUGUCAAGGACAUCUCUGCCAAGAAAACAGUAUCAGGAACGGUUAACUUUUCCUUGUGGGGAGGAUUCAACAGCAGCAAAUGUGGUUUGGCUGUCUUUGUUCAAGGCAGCUCUCACCAGAUCUUUGGAUCACAGAGUUUUCACCUUCCGGAUGAUAUAUGAUCUUGAUUCAUUCAUUAGUCUCAUUAAUUUGUUCUGCUUGCUGUUAUCAUAUUCUUGUCACAUUGUUGUUUGCUAGGCUAUAUGUACAUAUUGUGUUAUGAUUUAGGAUGAUGUUGUUUUCUUCUCUUUUUUUUUAUACAUUUUUUCCCAUAUGUACUUUGUCCUUCCUUACUAUUUACUCUAUGAUUAGGAGAUGCAGACAGAAGUUUAAAUUUGUGGUGUGCAAAAAUUUAUUGAUUGGAUUUGGAAAGUGACACUAAUAUUGAAUCUGUUGUUGUCUUGUGUUUAA
Messenger RNA from Cajanus cajan (pigeon pea), 1360 nucleotides. RefSeq lists its product as uncharacterized. Lineage: Eukaryota; Viridiplantae; Streptophyta; Magnoliopsida; Fabales; Fabaceae. The record is from RefSeq and is a predicted model, not a curated record.